Molecule: messenger RNA, 1086 nt
Organism: Gastrolobium bilobum
Lineage: Eukaryota; Viridiplantae; Streptophyta; Magnoliopsida; Fabales; Fabaceae
Product: loganic acid O-methyltransferase-like
Exons: 3
Coding region: 1-1086 (361 amino acids)
Biological process (GO): methylation
Molecular function (GO): S-adenosylmethionine-dependent methyltransferase activity
Source: RefSeq, a predicted model, not a curated record
AUGGAGAAUGAAUUUGUCAAGGCAUUUUCUGAUUCAUUCGCUAUGAAGGGAGGAGAGGGCCCUCACAGUUAUGCCCAAAAUUCAAACCUUCAGAGAGUAGGAAUUGAAGCUGCCAAAAGCUUAAUCCAGAGUGCAAUAGCCAACAAAUUUGACCCCAAGACUAUUUCUGCUGCUUCUAAGAAACCAAUUUGCAUUGCAGACUUGGGGUGCUCCACAGGGCCUAAUACCUUUAUUGCAGUUCAAUUCAUUGUAGAAGCAAUAGAGCUCCAAUACCAGUCACAUGGUCUUGCUGUCCCAGAGUUACAAGUUUUCUUCAACGACCAAGUGUCAAAUGAUUUCAACACACUCUUCAAAAAUCUUCCUUCCAACAGAAAGUACUUUGCAGCUGGGGUUCCUGGCUCUUUCUAUGGAAGAUUAUUUCCAAUGGAGAGCCUUUAUUUUGUUCAUUCAUCUGCAUCUCUAAACUGGAUCUCUAAGGUGCCCAAAGUGAUUACAGAUAGAACUUCUACUGCUUGGAACAAGGGGAGAAUUCAUUACACGAAUGCUCCCAAGGAAGUUGUGGAUGCCUAUGCAAGUCAGUAUCAGAAAGACAUGGAAACUUUCCUCCGUGCAAGAGCACAAGAGCUUGUGGGCAAUGGGCUAAUGGCACUUCAAAUUCCUGUUGCAAAUGACGUUAUUUUUAAUGGUAAAGAUCUUGAACUUCUGGGAGAUUGCUUAUUGGACAUGGCCAAGGAGGGAAAAAUCAAUGAAGAAAAGGUGGACACUUUCAAUUUGCCAAUAUAUUUCUCACCCCGAAAGGAUCUGAUGAAAAUUCUUGAAAGUAAUGAAGAUUUCAGCAUCGAGCAAAUGGAAAUAAUGGAUGCUGUUUUGGAGAUAGAAGUCCCCUCGUCUGCUUCCCUCCAUAGAGCUGCAUUGGAAGGACUAAUUGAGAACCAUUUUGGAGAUGGUAUUGUUGAUGAACUCUUUGAUCGACAUGCUAAGAAACUGAUGGAAUUCAAGGAAAUCAUGGAUAUACAAAAGCGUAAAAUAGUUGGACUCUUUGUCCUUCUUAAGCGCAAGCUGCAGUGUGAAUGGAAGGAUUCCUAA